AACAGAAAGCCCCCUCUACCUCUCUUUACGGAAGGCUAAGCACAAAACACAAAGCUAAAGAAUAAUCCUAACAGCUUUAUAUAACAAAACUCACAUUGUUUGAUUACGUCCAUAAGAAGUAAAGCCUUGACAUUCAAGAAACUAAUCAAGUUUCGUUGUGAUUUCAUAUCGUGAUCUGAAUUCGAUCAUCCAACAGCCUAGCACGAGCAUCAAGUUGGUUUUUUAGGAUGGAGAGCUCAACAUCAAAGGCAGAUAUCAUCAUAAAGCCAGUGCUGAAAGCAGCUGUGAUUCCUUUAGCUUUGUCAGUGGCUGGUUUCAUCUGUGCCAAGAUUAUGGCUAACCGAAGCGUUAAUCUGAAAGGGUCGUCAACAGGAACUGAUGAUCAGGUGAGUUACCUCAAGGCCAAUUCUCCGAAGUUUAGAGAUGAGGAUGUUCAUAGUUUCAGCUCUGCAUGUAUGCUUUCAACGGAAUGUUUGGAGAUUCAAGAUAAUAAACACGUAUUGGAAGAAGAGAUUUCGUGCCUAAGACUCCGACUUGAUGAGCUUCAGAAAAGAGAAUCUGAUUUGGAGAUGCAGUUUAUACGCUACUGCAACUUGAAAGAGCAAGAAUCUGUUCUUAUGGAGCUUUCGAAUAUGUUGUUAUUGGAAGUGGCUCGUGUUGAGUUAUUGGAGAGAGAAGCUUCAUCCAUGGAGGCUGAGAGCCAAGGGCUUGAGAAAUUGGUUGGAGAAUGUUUGAGAGCUUCGGAGCAAAUGGAGUAUUGGAAAUCAGAAAAUGGAUUGCUUCAGAGGAAGGUAAAGAAGCUUUUGAGGAAAGCAAGAAGGCAAUAUCGUGUAAUACGCGAACAAGACUCGAAACUUGAAGCUAGGGAAGCAGAAGCUUUGGGAAUCCAUGAUGCACAAGAAACAAGGGCAAAGGUUAUCAAGAAAUUGGAGUAUGAAACUGGGGAAUUGAGAGCGGUUUUGGAGCGAGUGCAAGAUGAGAAAAAGGGGCUCUUGGCAAGGCUUGCGUUGGCAGAAAAAUCGGCGGCUUCAAUCUCCAAGACUGAAGGAGAAGGGGUUAAAAUCGAGGACUAUACAGGCCUCGAAAAGGAGUUGGAGAAUCUGAAAAAGGAUCGUGCAGCUGAAAUUAAGGAACUGAUUUACUUGAGGUGGAGCAAUGCUUGCUUAAGGCAGGAGUUGAUGAGAAAUCAAGCGCAACUAGAGCAGCAGGCUCAAGAGAAGGAUAAUAAUCUGGAAAUAAAUUUGGAAGGAAGAGCAGAAAUUGGAAAUUGUGAGCAGUGCUUUGGAAAUAUGAGCAGCGAUCAAGAGCAUCCGAAAAGAAAAAAGUUAUUCCGAAGGCUUAAGAGAUGGGUGGAAGGGAAUGAGAAGGGACGAGGAAGAUUGGAUGAGAAAGAAAGGCAUGGACAAGUUAAGUGUUUUGGAAGACAUUCUGUUUCGGAUUAUGCAGAGGAGCAUCAGGUUGCAAGGAAGUCUUGCUUUAGUGCAUCAACACAUAAUAUUCGACUUUGAAUUAACAUAUAACAUGUCUCAGGGAGGGCCAAAUUCUCCUUUAACUGAAAUCAGUAACCUGUAAAUUGUACUGAUAUCUACCUUCAUAUGAAAUCUUUGUAAAAGAUGCUUUAAUUACAAAUCUCAAUAACAAAAGCGUUCAAGUGAA
Malus domestica (apple) is the source of this 1656-nucleotide messenger RNA. RefSeq names its product protein CHUP1, chloroplastic. Gene Ontology annotation, biological process: chloroplast organization. NCBI's taxonomy places the organism in Eukaryota, Viridiplantae, Streptophyta, Magnoliopsida, Rosales, Rosaceae. Gene Ontology annotation, cellular component: chloroplast outer membrane. The record is from RefSeq and is a predicted model, not a curated record.